Molecule: messenger RNA, 4477 nt
Organism: Electrophorus electricus (electric eel)
Lineage: Eukaryota; Metazoa; Chordata; Actinopteri; Gymnotiformes; Gymnotidae
Gene: agbl1
Product: AGBL carboxypeptidase 1
Biological process (GO): C-terminal protein deglutamylation; protein side chain deglutamylation; proteolysis
Molecular function (GO): zinc ion binding; metallocarboxypeptidase activity
Source: RefSeq, a predicted model, not a curated record
CCAUAUUGCCACUUGCCCUUUGGCCAUUUGUCCAGCAGGCAGGGUUACACACAAACGACGGGUUUAGAGAGAGAGAGAGAGAGAGAGAGAGAGAGAGGGAGAGAGAGAGAGGGAGGGAGGGAGGCAUCGAGGCAGAACCAGGGCUCUCAGUUCUGAACUCUGUGUAUGUCUGUGUGCUGGAGGCCAUCGUGAUGCACUGCUCUGGUAAACCGGGUGUGUUCACAUGGACAGGCACCCUGAGAACAGGAGAGCACUACAGCACAGCACGAACACAGGUCAACAUGUCAGCUCCAAGCUCCAGUGGUCUUGAGGUGCUUCUGUCCAGUCUACAGAAAGCUGGAGACAUUGAGAGUACUCUGAAUGUGCUGAAUGUCCUGGAUGAGCUGCUGUCUGCAGGUACGGACAGGCGGAUCUGCUACCUGAUCUCUAAGGGGGGUAGUGAAGCUUUGCUCACGACUCUGGUGAACACAGUCAGAUCCUACAGCCAAAACUUCACUGUUCUCCUGCCUGUCCUACACCUGCUCGCCAAAGUUGGACACAGAGACCGGCGGAUCGGGGAGAAGGCAGAGAAAGCAGAUGCUGUCCUGCUGACACUCACACUCCUCCGUCACAACAUGCGGCACGGCAGAAGAGCUGCCUCCUGCCUCUGGGUCAUCAGGGUCUUCUGCUCAUCCAUUUCAACGGCAACCUUGCUGGGGCACAACGGAGCACUUGAUGUUGUUUUUAACUUGAUCACACCUCCUCCUGCAAAACACACACGCACAGUGAAGGCUGCUGUCGAGGUCUUUGCUGCUCUAUUGAGCUCAAAGACGAACUGUCGCAUGGCCGUGGGGAAGGGCUACAUCUCAGCUCUGCUGAGGGUGUACGAGGCUUGGAUCACCUGCCUCACUGUCCAGGGGAAGCUAACCAUCUGUCAGGCCCUCCUACGCUGCCUGCACUCAGCGUCCAGGAGCAGCAUGGGCCGCAGGGCGGUGGUCAGUGAUGGAGGCCUCCAUCUGCUUUAUAGCAUCUCACAGACCUGUCUGUUGACCAAGGGUCUGGAGUCUCUGGUGGAGCAGUCUGUCCAGCUGAUGAGGAAAUCAUAUCCCAGAACGCCUCUUCCUGUGCCCUCCAGCCUCAGUGUCUACAGCUUCUGUCUGCCUGGCAGGCCUGCGGACACCUGGAAGGCAGACCCUGGAGCCCUGGAUGGCAGCUUUGAAAACGACAGUGAUGAAGAGCAUGAAAAUGAAGAGACGGACUGUCACAAUUACGAGGAUGACCUGGAGACAGACUUGGAUCAGCUGCAGUCUCGGCCUGAACCCGACCGAACCCGGGAACAGCUGGACCAAUACACAUACCUCUGUCCUGAGAUGCAGCACGAUUUCCAGGAUCUGGACUUGGGCUCUGAGCUCGUGAAGACCUCAGAUGAGGGCGGGUUUCUGAAUGGGGACCUGGAAAACAAGACACAAACCUGCAGCCGGGCCCAGGCGCAUCCCAGGGAGUCUCCUGCUCCCUCUGUCCAAAAAAGGCUCUCCUCCCCUGGGGGCGGAGGGGAACAGGUCAUGGGCCAGGCAGACGGGCUUCUCCAGGCCGCGGACGUGUGCAGUCAGUGCCUCUGGAGCCCAGUGCGUGAGCAGGAGGGUGAGGACAACAUGGUGAACAGGCUGUUGGAGCAGUAUGGUGCAUCCAUCCCCUACCACGACCCCCAGCUCUACGCCACCACGGCCGCCCACACCAAGUCCAUUGCUGCAUUCUCCACUCUGGCCUUUCCUGACUUCUGGGGUCACCUCCCUCCACAAGGCCCAGAGCCCAUGGAGACCAGGAAACCUCACGUUCAGAGAAAGAAGGUUUUUGAAGAUGUGUGUCGUCUCCUCCAUCCUGAAGAGCUCAUCAAUAAAGUUGUUUUUGAUUCAGAAGAUCCCAGUCCACAGUGUUCCCAGGAUGGCUGCCUUCGUUUCUUCUCACGGUUUGAGAGUGGGAAUCUGCGCAAAGCUAUUCACAUCCGCACGUAUGAAUAUGACCUGAUUCUCAGUGCUGAUGUAAACUCUUCCUCACACUCCCAGUGGUUCUACUUUGAGGUCAGUAGGGUGCAGGCCAGUGUUCCCUAUCGCUUCAACAUCAUCAACUGUGAGAAGAGCAACAGUCAGUUCAACUACGGCAUGCAGCCUGUGUUGUAUUCAGUCAAAGAGGCACUGGAGGGAAGACCUCACUGGGUUCGAGCUGGAACUGAGAUAUGCUACUAUAGGAACUGGUUCUGCCUCACUGGAGGUCCGAGAGGUCACUCUUUUUAUACCCUGACCUUUACCGUGACCUUUAGUCAUGAAGAUGAUGUGUGCUACGUGGCGUACCAUUACCCAUACACCUACACAGCUCUGCAGACACACCUGCAGGUCCUGGCACGCUCAGUGGACAGACGGAAGGUGUUCUUCAGACAGCAGACUCUGUGCAAGACACUGGCGGGAAACCCCUGUCCUGUGAUCACCAUUACGGCUUGCCCCUCCUCCCGAGCCUGGACACACCUGCACCAGCUCUGGAACCGGCCCUGUAUAGUCCUGACGGCGAGGGUUCACCCGGGUGAGUCCAAUGCCAGCUGGGUGAUGAAGGGCUCUCUGGAGUUCCUGUGCAGCAGUGACCCCGUGGCUGAGAGUCUGAGGCAGGCCUACGUCUUCAAGAUCAUCCCCAUGCUCAAUCCAGACGGAGUCAUCCACGGAAAUCACAGGUGCUCCCUGACGGCUGACGAUCUGAACAGACAGUGGCAGAAACCGAGCGCCAGCCUCAGUCCAACUGUCUACCACACCAAGGGGCUCCUCUACUACCUCUGCAGCACAGGCAGAACCCCGCUGGUGUUCUGUGACUACCAUGGCCACUCCAGAAAGAAGAACGUGUUUGUGUAUGGCUGCAGUGUGAAGGAAACUCUCUGGCAAUCUGGGUCUUCUAUCGACACUACUUCACUUAAGGAGGAUCCAGGGUACAGGACAGUUGCUAAAACUCUGGACCGAAUAGCUCCAGCCUUCUCCAUCAACAGCUGCAACUUCCUAGUGGAGAAGUCACGGGCAUCGACAGCUCGGGUGGUGGUGUGGAGGGAGAUGGGUGUGAUCCGAAGUUACACGAUGGAGAGCAGCUACAACGGCUGCAACCAAGGCAUCUAUAAGGGCCUCCAGACAGGUACACAGGAACUGGAGGAGAUGGGUAGGAUGUUCUGCCAGAGUCUGUUGGCCCUGAGGAAGAACUCCAUCACCUUCAGCAGUGAGCUCAUAACACACGCUGCUGCCAUCCUCCACCUGGACAGCAGUCUGCCGGACCACAACUCCCACAAUUGCUUUGAGGAAGACGAACCUCCAUGUGCAGAGAGUAUCGAAUUCUCAUCACAUACCGACCCAUACACACCCGAUGAGUUUGACGCCGAAGUCAAUGCCAACAUGUCUGAGGAAGAGGAAGAGGAAGAGGACAAAGAUGAGCCUGAGGACAGUCACAGACAGGGGAAGUCCCGCCUGUUUGCUCAUGUAUGCCGGAAAGAUUCACUAGAGACUCUCACCAUGGCAACCAACCCCUGCAAUGGCUUUGAUAUCACCAAUGCCUACCUGAGUUAGGGGUGUUGGCUUGUGAGUUUGUGAUGGUUUUUUUCUCAUCUUAAAUUAAAAUGUGUAUGAUAGAAUAUGAAUUAGGAUUAGAAAUUUGCUAGUCAGCAGUAACUAAGUGAGGGUUUAGUUUAGUCCAAAUGACCUAAAAUCUAUAGAGCAGAGUAAGAAUAGUCUUGGAAUAAACCAGUGCCAGUGGUGAGUCUGUAUCUGAAAUUCUUUAUAGGCUUAAUUUGGGUCUUAAUAUGGGUCAUAAUCUGGGUCUUAAUCUGUGGCUUAAUCUUGGUCUAGGAAUCAGGCAUUAAACUUCAGAUAGCAUUUCAUCCAAAUCAGUGUAACGCGUGGUGGCCCGAGUGCCGCAGGGUGAGGGGCAGGACACACACAAACAUGAAAUGGUUAAGAAGAAACAAGCACAAUAAACACAUAUGUUUCGCAACGAAAAAGGCAACAUUACAUCAACACGUUACAUCCACAAUGACCAACAAUCCUGCACACUACGAAGAGGGUUUAAAUACACAAACAAAAAGGUGCAGGUGUGUGCAGGUGUGGCCACCAACAACGAUCCUCCUACUUCACGUGGCGGGCCAGCCCAUGUGACUCACAGGAGGUGGGCGUUCUGUGACAAUCAGAUGGAGAAUAUUUGCUAGAAAAAUAGAAUUUAUCCACUAUCAGCACGUACAGUACAGCUCAUGUAAACAUAACAGAUAAUAUUAAAAUCUUGAUUUUUCUAAUAAUAGUUCAACAUCUGUAAAGAUCAUUUAAAAUAACUGAAAACAUUAUGUCUGAGUUUAGCGCUUAUAAGAAAACACAGACCCAAAAUUGUACUCAAGGGGUACAGAAUUAGUGGAAAUGACUCAAUGACAGCACUUCAUAAAUAAACAAUAAAUAAAUAAACAUAAAUAAACAAAUAUACAUCGUUA